Gossypium raimondii (Peruvian cotton) is the source of this 441-nucleotide messenger RNA. RefSeq lists its product as uncharacterized. The transcript has a single exon. The coding region runs from base 1 to 441 and encodes 146 amino acids. Lineage: Eukaryota; Viridiplantae; Streptophyta; Magnoliopsida; Malvales; Malvaceae. The record is from RefSeq and is a predicted model, not a curated record.
AUGGUGGCCGACGCACUGAGCCGUAAAGCUAUGGCUGACCUGAUGGUGAUGUUUGCUCGCCUCAGUUUAUUUGAUGAUGGUAGUCUGCUGGCCAAACUUCAAGUUAAACCAACAUGGAUAGAGCAAAUUAAGAGUAAACAGAUAGAGGAUGAUAGGUUGGGUUUUCGUUUUCAACAGGUUGAGAGUGGGAAUACUGAAGGUUUUAGACUGAAUAGCGAAGGGGUGCUCUGUUUUCAUGGAAGAAUCUGUGUACCAAAAUAUACUGAAUUGAGGCAGCCUAUUCUGAGAGAGUUGCCUAGUAGCCCUUAUGCUAUGAAUUCGGGCAGAAAUAAGAUGUACCAUGACCUUCUUGAGUUAUACUGGUGGCCAGGUUUUAAGCAAGAGGUUACCGAAUUUGUGGCUAAGUGUCUGACAUGCCAGCAGGUUAAGGCUGAACAUUAG